AUGUCGAUAAAGCCGGAAGAUGAUUUUAGCGGAUACAUGGAGAGCUUGAAAGCUCACGAGAUGCAGGAUCAAGCGUAUCAAAACCAGCUUGCAGAACACGAGCUUUGGAGACAAACGACUUGGGGCGGAUGGGUCGUACGACAGUUACAAGCCUUGGGAGAUCAUUUUUCACCCUUUUUCGAGGCGAUCGCUGACACAGUUCAAUCUGACAAGAAUACACCCGCUCAACUUGUACUUUUGGCCGUUAUCCGCUCUUUAACAAUUGCUGCGUACGUGGCGGCACUGUAUGCGCUACUGCGAAUAGCAAACGCUAUUUUGGGCCGUGAGAUUGUUAUUGAAGAGGAAAUUGUGGUUGAUCAUGAUGAGGACACACACGAUGACAGCAAAGACGGAAACUUAGUACAGGAGGUCCGGCGGAGUGCUCGUGACAAGAAGAAUCGAUAA
Messenger RNA from Phaeodactylum tricornutum CCAP 1055/1, 444 nucleotides. RefSeq lists its product with no specific name. Bases 1 to 444 code for a protein of 147 amino acids. NCBI's taxonomy places the organism in Eukaryota, Bacillariophyta, Bacillariophyceae, Surirellales, Neidiaceae. The record is from RefSeq and is a predicted model, not a curated record. The transcript is spliced from 2 exons.